AUGUCUUCAAUUGAUUUCAAAUCUACUAAAUCCGUCACCAAAGACGAUCAUCUUUACACCAAGUUCACCUAUGAGAACUCAUUGGUUGAAAAGGAUCCUCAGGGUAAAUUCCACGUUACUCCAACCUCGGUCGACUACGACUUCAAGUUGGACUUGAAAGUCCCCAAAGUUGGGUUGUUAUUAGUUGGAUUGGGUGGUAACAACGGUACUACAUUGAUGGCAUCGAUCUUGGCCAACAAGCACAAUAUUUCUUUUGAAAACAAGGAAGGUGUUGUUAAGCCAAACUACUAUGGAUCUGUCACUCAAAGUUCAACCAUUAAGAUUGGUGUUGAUGCUGAAGGAAAUGAUGUUUAUGCUCCAUUCAACUCCAUUGUCCCCUUUGUUAAUCCUAAUGAUUUGGUUGUUGAUGGAUGGGACAUUUCUGGACUUGAGUUGGAUCAAGCUAUGAAGAGAGCCAAGGUGUUGGAUGUCACUUUGCAAAAACAAUUGGUGCCUCAUUUACAAGGUAAGAAACCCAUGGAAUCGAUUUAUUAUCCAGAUUUUAUUGCUGCUAAUCAAGGUGACAGAGCUGAUAAUGUGUUCAACAAGGCUGAUGGAGAAAUCAAGACUGAUAACAAGUGGAAAGAUGUUGAAAAGAUUAGACUGGAUAUUAGAGAUUUCAAACAAAAGAAUGGUUUGGAUAAAGUUAUUGUAUUGUGGACUGCCAAUACUGAAAGGUAUGCCGAUGUAUUGCCUAAAGUCAAUGACACUGCUGAUAACUUGAUUGCUUCGAUCAAAUCUAAUCAUGAAGAAAUUGCUCCAUCAACCAUCUUUGCUGUCGCUUCCAUCUUGGAAAACGUGCCAUAUAUCAAUGGAUCUCCACAAAAUACUUUUGUUCCUGGUGUUAUCGAGUUGGCUGAAAAGCACCAUUCAUUUAUUGGUGGUGACGAUUUCAAAUCAGGUCAAACCAAGAUCAAAUCUGUCCUUGCCCAAUUCUUGGUUGAUGCUGGUAUCAAACCAAUUUCAAUUGCCUCGUAUAACCAUUUGGGUAACAAUGAUGGUUACAACUUGUCGGCUCCUAAGCAAUUUAGAUCAAAGGAAAUUUCAAAACAAUCAGUAGUUGAUGAUAUGAUUGAAAGUAAUGAAAUCUUGUACAAUAAAGAAUCUGGAGAUAAAGUUGACCAUUGUAUUGUUAUCAAAUACUUGCCAGCUGUUGGUGACUCGAAGGUGGCUAUGGACGAGUACUAUUCUGAAUUGAUGCUUGGUGGACACAACAAGAUUUCCAUCCACAAUGUAUGUGAAGACUCAUUAUUGGCCACACCUUUGAUUAUUGAUUUGGUUGUGGUUACUGAGUUUUUAGAAAGAGUUCAAUACAAGAAGCUGCAAGAGUCUGAUGACAAUUACCAUGAUUUCUAUGCUGUUUUGACAUUGUUGAGUUAUUGGUUGAAGGCUCCAUUAUCGAGACCUGGAUUCAAGACUAUCAAUGGGUUGAACAAGCAAAGACAAGCAUUGGAGAAUUUGUUGAGGUUGUUGGUUGGAUUGCCAAUUAACAAUGAAUUGAGAUUUGAAGAGAGAUUGGUUUAG
Lodderomyces margitis is the source of this 1563-nucleotide messenger RNA. RefSeq names its product inositol-3-phosphate synthase (gene INO1). Gene Ontology annotation, cellular component: cytoplasm. Gene Ontology annotation, molecular function: inositol-3-phosphate synthase activity. The record is from RefSeq and is a predicted model, not a curated record. Gene Ontology annotation, biological process: phospholipid biosynthetic process; inositol biosynthetic process. Bases 1 to 1563 code for a protein of 520 amino acids. The transcript has a single exon. NCBI's taxonomy places the organism in Eukaryota, Fungi, Ascomycota, Pichiomycetes, Serinales, Debaryomycetaceae.